This is a messenger RNA of Echinostoma caproni, 757 nucleotides long. The record is from the annotation of a GenBank genome assembly. Lineage: Eukaryota; Metazoa; Platyhelminthes; Trematoda; Plagiorchiida; Echinostomatidae.
GAGGAGGAGGAGGAGGAUGAUGAUGAUGAGGUUGAUUCUGAUGUUUCGGAACAUGGCGAUGAUAAUGAUGAUGAAAAUGAUGAUGAUAACGAUGAUGAUAAUGAAUAUGAUGUGUCGGCUGAUGAUGAUGUUGAUGAUGAAGAUGAUCAUGUGGAUGAUGAUGAUGAUGACGAUGAUGAUGAAUCGUAUGAUGUUGAUGAUGAUGAUGCUCCGGUUGAUGAGGAUGAUGAAGAUGAUGUUGAUGUUGAGGAUGAUGAUGAAGAUUCCGAUGAUGAUGAUGAGGAUGAUGAUGAUGAUUCGGGGGAUAAUCACGAUUCGGAUUAUCAAGAUGAUCAUGAUGAUGACGCUGACAUUAUUGGGGGUGAUGAUGAAGAUUAUGAUGAAGAUGAUGACGAUGAUGUUUCGGUUGAUGAUGAUUACGACGAUCAUUCGAAUGCAUAUGAUGAUGAUGAUGAUCAUGAUUCGGAUGAUGAUGAUGAUGUUGAUGUUGAUGAUGAUGAUGAUGAUGAUGAUGAUGAUGAAGAUGAUGAUUAUGAUAAUGAUUAUGAUGAUGAUGAUGAUGACGAUUAUGACUAUGAUCCUGAUAACAAUGAUGAUGAUGAUGAUGAUGAUGAAGAUGAGUAUGUGGAUGUUCCGGGUGGUGAUGAUGUGGCUGAUUAUGAUGAUAAUGAUAAGGAUGAUGACGAUGAUGAUCAUUCGGAUGAUGAUGAUGAAGGAAAUGAUCAUGUUGAUGAUGACGAUGAUGAUGGUGUUGACU